GGACUGGCCAUCGCUUCAGAGGAGAUCGGUACGGGGCGCGUUUUAAAUCGUUGCCUUCAGGCCGCUGAUUCGAGAGCCUUUAUGUCCUAAAGAGGGAGACAGUGGGGAGUUUGCAUUUCCCCCAGAACGGGCUAUGGCGACUGGAUCAGAAGUAAGAAUCGAAGAAUAUUUUCAGUGUUUGCUCUGCAACCAGCCAGUCACAAAGCCCAAACUUCUCAAGUGUCUUCACACCUUUUGUGUAGAUUGCCUGCAGCAAGAAAGCAGUGGGACAGGUAUCAAGUGCCCCAUCUGUGAGAUGGUGACGAGGGGAGAUCCUAGCUCCUUACAGGACAACAUACUUGUGGCAAACCUACAGAACAAAGUGAAAAAACAGCAUCAGAUCCGAGAUACUGCAGAGCUGUCCUGUGCCUUCUGUGACGCCAGCAGUUCUCCUGAGGUCAGGACUUCUCCAGAGUUCAUGUGCCUUGAAUGUGACAAGUUCCUGUGUAACAAAUGCUUCAACAUACAUCAAGUGCUGAUGGUUGAUCAUCAGAAGCAUGUUCAGACCUUGGGGACACUGAGGAAACUGGAUUCUGACGAGUUCUUGAAGAUCCUUACAAGACCAAAGCAUCUUUUCUGCAAUACUCAUGAUGAUCAGCAAAUUAGUCUAUACUGCAACACUUGCUCAGUGUGGUUGUGUGUGCUGUGCUUGGUGCUGGAACAUAAGGACCAUAACUGCUGUGGUAUCAGGAAGCAGAUUGUCACACUAAAGAAUGAUCUCCGAGAGAUGCUGGGCUCAGUACAAGAGAAUGAGACAAAGUUCAGCAAAGCACAGGGGGACCUGGAGAUGAUUGUCGACAAGCUGAACAGCGAUAAAUAUAAAAUGGAAGAGCUCAUCAAUGCAAGAGUAAGAGCUGCCAUUGAAAAGGUGAAGGAGGAAGAGAGCAGGCUACUAAAUGAACUGAAGGAACUCCACUCGGCCAGAGUACAGAAGUUGCAGGAAAGUUUAACAAGAACAGAAAAUGUACUGAAAAGAAUGACUGUGAGCAAAAGCUUUGUGUCCCAGUUGCUUCGCUAUGCCACAGAGCAGGAGAUCUUGGAGCUUCGAGGAACAGUUAAAUCAGCACUCCUCAGCCUCCAGAAAGAGCAGCCUGUUGAUGUACAAAUGGAGAACACAGUGAUAAAUUUUAAGGAGUGUUUGGCUCUUCCAAAGAAAAUGUUGGGUAAUCUAAUCUUAUCAAAAACGAAACUAAACUCAGUUCUAGAUGAGAACUUACAAUUGCCUCAAUACAAUAGUCCUGACAGAUGUGGUACGAAGGAUUUGAAGCAGAGAUUUCUGAAAUGCUGCGACAAAAGGAAAUGUGAUACAGAAGUGGAAACUCAAACCCCUAUGAAACAGUGUGUGAAGGAGGAGGCAAAUAAGAGCACAGAGGAAACUGUUACCACGUUCUCUCCAAACUACAGCACAUGUAGUCCUCUCCCUUGCAUAGAGAAUGUCACCUCGUAUGCUGGAAAUAAAGAAAAGCAAACAGAAUUGUCCAUUCUAGACACAGUAGUGGAGCUAAUACAAAUAGAUUCAGAAGAUUCCAACUGAGAUUCAUUGGAGGUGAAUAUCCUAAUGUGGUGUAUGCCAAGGGAGUUUGGAGCAGAAGUGCAGAGAGCAGCCAUCUUCAGCAAGUAAUUUUUAAAAUUUGUUACAAUCUGGAGUGCACUACUCAAAAGAGAGGCAGAAAAGAUUUGAGCAGAUUCAAAAGACAAUUGAAAAUUUACAAUGAAAGGUGAGAGGAUAUCUCCAAUCUGUGUUUGUUAAUGUGGUGCUGUACAAUCUGAAACAUAGAAAAUAGGAGCAGUGAUAGGUCAUUCAGUAUGAUCAUGGCUGAUCACCUAAUUCAGCCCCUGUUCCUGCUUUCUCCCUGUACCCUUUGAUCUCUUUAGUCACGAGCUAUAUCUACUCCUUCUUGAAAACAAUGCUUUGGGCUCAACCACUUUCUGUGGUAAUGAAUUCCAUUGGCUUACCGCUCUGGGUGAAGAAAUUUCUCAUCUCUGUUUGAAAUGAUCUCCCCUGUAGCCUUAUAUUGUGACCUCUGAUUGAGACAAAGUAUAUUUAGAAAAAUUUGGAAGAGGGAGACAGCGACCUGCACACUCAUAUUCUUGCAUAUAUUCGUAGGUCUCACUUCUAAAUUUUCCUGAUUUUGAAGAUCUGUAUUUAGAUAUUUUUAGACAAUGCAUUAUUUUUAAAUAAUAAAGUUAUUUCUAUUGUGCAAUGCAAACUGUGACAAAUGCAAUGCUUUCCCACCCCAGAACCUAUUAUUAUUAUUGAACACCGGUCAAUCCUAAACUGUUUUACGAUAUAUUCUACAGCCAAGUACAUUACAGUAUGUUUGUACAGUAAAGAAUAGCCCCCAAUACGCUGUCCUAAAAAGUACAGAGAGGAUGGAUACACUAUCUGUUACUGUAUAUGCAAAGAUAGGCUUAAGCAAGUGUUUUAUGAUCACCUGCCAGUUCCCAUUUCCAAGUCACUCACCAUCCUGGCUUGGAAAUAUUUCAUCAUUCCUUCACUGAUGCAGGAUUAAAAUCCUAGAAUUCCCUCCCUAAUGGCUUUAUGGGUCUACUCACAAGCACGUGGACUGCAGUGGUUCAAGAAGAUGGCUCAACAUCACCUCCUCAAUAGCAUCUAGGGACGGGCAAUAAACGCUGACCAGCCAGUGAUGCUCAUGUCCCGUGAAUGAAUUAGAACAAAAUAAACCAAACCGCUCGUAAAUCACAAAUUAUAUCAUAUGUGACCAUGAUAAAGGAAAAACAUUGCUCCAAUCCUUCCUCAGCUGUCUGUAGUCUUGAACAUAGUAACCACACCAUCUUCCUUCAGUGCCUCCCUGGCAGCAUCCACUUGAGUGGAUGUUCUCACCUGGUUCCAUUCUUAACUAAUAGUAGCCAGAGAAAUAACUUCAACGGCCUCUCCUUCUUCUCCCAUGCUGUUACAUCUGGUGCCUUUCAACAUCCCCCACCCCAGCCCUUUUCUUAUCUACAUACUUUUCUAUCUGUGUUACCAGUAAGUUAUGAAAAAAGGACUUGAGGAAUCUUCAAAGGGAUACAGAUAGAUUAAGUGGGUGGGCAAAUAUUUGGCAGACACAGUAUAAUGUGAAGAAAUGUGAUCUUGUUCACUUUGGCAGUUUAAUGCUAGAUGACACCCCCCACCCUCCCACUCCUGUGCUGUAAUGACACCACAGCAUGGAGUGAAAGGAUUGUAACUGCUGUGUGGAUAACAUGCGCUUGCUUGUAGCAUGUGCUGCUUGUGGUCACACUGCAUCAGCAUCUUGAGGCAGCAGGAUCCCUUCGGGUUUAGGAAAAUGGCUGAGUUCACAUGAGGUGUUCAGAAGGUGAUGUGUGGUCAGUCAGUGAAUUCUGCACCAGGCAGAAGUCUGCAACCUAAGGAAACCCUUGAACUUGCUCCUCCUAUAUGUUCAGGAAAGGAGAUGAAAUUGCCUCAUGAGUAUUUAGAACCUUUAUGUUGCAAGCUGAGAGAUCUCCUGAGAAGGCAGAUACGUAAAGGGUGAUACCUCAUUGUCACCCUGAUCAGACUGUGGUGUACUCAUAAGAAAUUAUAGUCUGAACUGUAGAAGUUGGCCGAUUUCAAUCACGGAAUUUUCAGUGAAGCAAAUAUCUUGAGCAUUCAUUGUCACUGAGGUAAAAGUAGUUAAGGCCUCCUUCUUUCAGCAGCUUGUUCUGGUCUGUUUGACCUUUCUUCAUUCUCCCAGUUGUAGGGACAUACACUGAAGUUUGUAUUUACUGAUUUCUGCAGUUUUACAUUUUUGCAUUUUAUUUCUGUUUUGCUUUUGAUUCUAAGAGAAUUUGUAUGGAACACUACUUAAAAUGAAAAUUACUUUGAAGACAUUUACUGUUAAUUAUAUAAUCAAUAAUAAUCUUGUUAAUUGUGGUAUUGUUUUAUUUAUAUCCUCCCCCCACCCCCACGGGAUCCUAGACAGGUAUUUUUUGAGUGAACUAUUGAUUUUUCACUAGGUUUGCCAAAAUAAAGUUGUUUCCUACCCAUGACCCUGUAACUAUAAGCUAAGACAAUGAAUAACCUUACACUUGGCAAGGUCAUUUAUGGUGUGGAGACAGGAUAUGGAAUUUUAUUGUUGGACAGUAUAACUUGACCGAUGGUAAGUGAGAAACACCUUCAGGAGGAUUUACAAAGAGCCCGAGUUGUACAGAACCUGUGUACCUCAUUCUGCUGAAAGUCUUUGAUAAGGACUCAUGGCUGUAAGAGUCUUGCUUGGGCAGUAUAGAUAAGGCCACAAAAGGCAGAAUGGAUUCAGAAAUUGGACGUAAAGGUGUCACAGCAUCCAGCUUUCACUGCUGCCGUGGGUGAAGUCGUCAACUACAAAAGACAACAAGGAACAUUGAUGCAGUGACUGGAGAGUGACACAAUGUAAGGUCAUUUUAAGGUGAUGUGUACCAAGGCAACUGCAUCACUUUAGGGAGCUGUCAUGAACAGUCACAUUGGGUUUUUAAAACCAUUUUGAAAACCUUUCUUGAACAUGUCAAUUUGGGGUUACUAUUGUGCUAUAAUAAAAUUGUUGUAAUUUUCUUUCAGUAUAUAUUUACCUACAAAGUUCUUUCUUCCUUCUCUCUUUUAUUGUUUAUAAUUGUUUCAUAAUUGUUCCAUAAAAUUCUUGUUUUUAACA
Molecule: messenger RNA, 4664 nt
Organism: Stegostoma tigrinum
Lineage: Eukaryota; Metazoa; Chordata; Chondrichthyes; Orectolobiformes; Stegostomatidae
Product: protein PML-like
Exons: 6
Coding region: 134-1573 (479 amino acids)
Biological process (GO): positive regulation of DNA-templated transcription
Cellular component (GO): nucleoplasm; chromatin
Molecular function (GO): zinc ion binding; ubiquitin-protein transferase activity
Source: RefSeq, a predicted model, not a curated record